GGGUGGGUGUGCGAGAGGUGGUAGCAGGAGGAGGUCAAAUGCACUGCAGGAGUUUGAAAACGCGAGGCUGUCUUCAGGAAAUAUACGCAGGUAGAAGGUUAUGUUAGUGCUACAGUCAAUGAUAUAGUUUACAGUGCAGUUAUUAGAGAUUCGAUUGAUAACUGAGUGGGUGUUGUCGAGGUGUAGUUCGUCCGUGUCGCAGUAUUAGGCAGUUAACAGAAACAACGUAAGCUAGCUAAGGUUAAUGCUAACACAUGUCGCGUGCGCCUAUAAAGCUCGUUAACUAGCCCUUCACACAGUAUAUUGCUGACUUUUCUCGGCUGAAGUCAGUAUUAUCAUCCGUUUAACGGUAAUGCUUAGUGCAUUUCCUCCGAUCAAUAUCUUUGGCUGCGAAUUUCGUUAGCUAGCUAGUGAAAUUUACUGGCAUUUGUUUUGUCUUUGGGGAACUUGUCACGGUCAUAGUUGUCAUGUUUCACUCCGUCCCUCGCCGUCCGAUUUGCGAGAUCGGUGUAAAUGCAGUGAGGCUUCAUAGCAGCCGAGCAUUCAGGCGGACUGUCGAGGAGGGUAAAGAACGGCUUGAGAAGGUACCAUGGCUGGGCAGGAACAUGGGCCUGCUCUUGGCCUGGCUUCAGAGGGCAAGUGUUGGUGUCAGUGAGACUGCAGGUUCUGGCCAAAAGAGAAAGGGUCUGCUCUCCAUAUUUGCGGACCACUGCAGCUUUGUGACCGGACAGAGGCUCCGACGUGCCUGUCAGAUCGGCGAGCUUUACUCCAACCUGUACUCCGAGAGGACCAGGUGGACCCUGGUUGGGAACAUAUGGCGCAGAUUUCAGAGCAAGCAUGCUCCGAAUGGGAAACUCUUCGCGGCCAUUGCUGGCAUCUUCAUAUGGGACAACGAGAAGAUUCAAGAUGAGGAAAUUCGCAGGUGUGGACUUGAGCUGCAGGCGCUGGAGUCUGUGAAAGGUCUAAACCAAGAUUCAGGUAAAGUGGCUGGACAGCUGGAAGCUGGCUGGGAAGUUGUGAUGGAGAAGAAGGACUUCAAAGUGUGGAAGCGUCCCAUACCCAACAGUCACCUUUAUGAAUACAGAGUGUUAGGCUCCUACAAUGAUGUCACUCCACGACAGUUCUUCAAUGUACAGUUGGAUACAGAGUAUAGGAAGAAGUGGGAUUCUUUGGUUAUCAAGCUUGAAGUGGUGGACAGAGAUGCCAGUACAGGCUCUGAGGUUGUGCACUGGGCCACACAUUUUCCUUAUCCAAUGUACUCGAGGGACUAUGUGUACGUGCGCCGCUAUGAUGUUGAUGUAGACAACAAUCUGAUGGUCCUGGUAUCCAAAGCCGUGCAGCAUCCAAGAGUCCCAGAGACUCAGGAAUUUGUUAGGGUCCAUUCAUACCAGUCAAAGAUGGUCAUCCGCCCUCACAAGUCAUUUGAUGAGAAUGGAUUUGAUUAUCUGCUGACCUACAGUGACAACCCUCAAACUGUCUUUCCCCGGUACUGUGUGAGCUGGAUGGUGUCAAGCGGUAUGCCUGAUUUCCUGGAGAAGCUGCAUAAUGCUGCCUUGAGGGCCAAGAACUUAGAAGUGGGCAUCCAUGACUACGCAGGAGUCAUUAAAUCCAGCGACAGCAACCGCCAGCAGAGCCAGGAGCGCCACAGUGGAGAAAACCCACACACAGGUGGUCCUGGACAGAUCUACGCUUGACAUGGAUAUUUUAUAUACCAGGGGUGGUGAUGGUGUGUUGUCACUAGCACUUGAACCCCAAUUGAACCCUCCAGCCAACUUUUUCGGUACAUUGUGCAAACUGCAAAUGGAAGUUGCAACCUAAUUUAAAGACAGAUAUACAUUGUGUCCAUCCAUAGACAUGGUUAUAUUGGUUGUAGAUGAGAUCUAACACAACAAUGGAUUGUGUUGGUGAUGCCAUUACUGUCCUUUGGAGAAAAUGUUGCCAUGGAAAUUGUCAUCCAGACUGCUGCUGGCAUUGGCACUGCCUUUGUGUAGCCGGGCAAUGCUACGUGACAUUUUUCGCCUCUUUUUCGUGAUGAUGAUGAUGUGAUGACCGUUGGUAAGAUGGAGCCAAAUUCCUAAUUGUAGAGACGCUUUUGCCAAAGCACUGUUUGUCCCAUUUUAACGUUCUAUGUCUCGUCAUUCAUUCUUCGACAAAGCUUGAUUUCAGAGGCUGUUGAUGGUUGGCAGCCAUGUCACUGCAUUAGUGUGAUCUCAGUGAGAUGUUACAGAUAUGGUUGUAAAGUAUUACACAUAGAACGGGAACUAUGGCGGGCUUCUGGUCAACAAAAUCCCUGAGAAAACUACGGCCACGAUGUCUGCCCAGACAGAUGAAGAAUUGAUGCCUCUGCUGGGGAACACUUUCGAACAUGUUUCUUCAUUUCAUGGAUUAAAUCCGCUGGUUUCUUACUCGCUUGCAGCAUGAGUGAUUGAUCUUCAAAUGACUGGACAAGGUGAAUUUAAAAAAAAAUUAGAGGGUUUCCAAUUCUGGAAAAGAAGUCCACUGAGUUGCAAUCAGAAACUCCAUGGUUUCUUUUGUGUUUUCUGUCAGCACAGUAGAGGGUUCACGUUUCCAUCUCACCACGUUUGUUCGAAAACUGCCAGCGUUGACAAAACAGCCUUCUGAAGAUUAAACCAGUCCUUCAGCAUUAGGGGCAUAGUGUCUUACAACAACAAUCCUCAGAUACAGUGGUACUGAUGUGCUUCAGUGUAGUUUGACUAGCAAUGCAAAGUGACGUAGAUAAUAAACAAAUGCCCUUUCCAGAGGAACGUAGAGCACUAGUGCCGCAUCACAACCAUUUACAUUUCAUAAAAAUAAUUAAGUUGUUUCAUUUCGGCUCACUUUUUAUUUUUUAUCCUGGUGUUCACAACCGUUGUAGCAGACAUCACUAAAGUUUGCACUAUUGGGAGUUUGGGGUGUUAAUGUUUUCUGUAUGUUACUGUAGAUUUUGUACAUUCAUAAAGUCAUCACCUGAGUACUGGAAAUCCCUGUCCUGUGACUACAACAAGCUCUGAAACAUGUUUUUCUCCUUUUGUGAUUAUUCAGUUUUUCUUAUUAACGUGGGUCCUACUGAAACACCAUAGAAAUACAUCCUUCCAAAUCAUCCUUGAUGCUUUUCCAGCUGUUUGCCGAGGGUGUUAUGAAUGUACAAAGAGCACCACAUGCUGUGGAAUAAAACAUUGCCUAAUAAAGUACACUGUUUACAGCCUGACAAUCUGGCAAAUAUAUCUUGAAAUCAAUUUUUGAUUAAAAACGUCUCAUUCUGUACUAUCAGUGUCAUAUUGUUAUCUGUGAUACAUCAGAGAAUCAGCUGCAGUAACUGUCUCAAGAUAAAGCAGUACAGUGGGAUCCACUUUAGAGAAGGUUUUUCCAAGUGUAUUAAUAUUUCCCCACUGUGUCAAAUGUGUAUAAUUCUGUAGUGAAGUUUUUCCUGUUAUUUAAUCUGACAAAAUGCCAGUGUGAGCUAAAAAUGACAUACGUAGACAGUGUGAGGGGAACUAAAAUGCUUGUUUUUAAUAUUCUCUUGUGUGAGAACAGAGUUUAACGAGAUCACACUAACCCAAUUAAACAUUAUGCAGUGUUUGCAAAUGUUGAGCUUGUGAAUGUAACCUUUUAGUGCUCUGUCGUUGGAAGACACCUGCGUGCCACCUGCAGUAGUCUAAAAGAGUUGUCACAUACCGUUUUUUGUGUUUUCUUUCUGCUGGCAGUAUAACUCAUUUGUUGUGAUUAGCUACCACAUGUGAAUUAAUUUAGGAACAAGAAAUUACUGUGUGGAAAUGAGCUGAUGCACCCUGUGAUUUCAAGAAUUAUUGAAAUGAGAAUGACUAAUCAGAUCAAAUAAACAGAUCUUCAUGUGUA
This is a messenger RNA of Acanthopagrus latus (yellowfin seabream), 3855 nucleotides long. RefSeq names its product StAR-related lipid transfer (START) domain containing 7 (gene stard7). Gene Ontology annotation, molecular function: lipid binding. Lineage: Eukaryota; Metazoa; Chordata; Actinopteri; Spariformes; Sparidae. The transcript has 8 exons. Bases 468 to 1694 code for a protein of 408 amino acids. The record is from RefSeq and is a predicted model, not a curated record.